AUGAACUUCUGGUUCCCGGCCGUUUGGACGGUCCGGGACCGGAGCAUUGUCGCCGGCGCGCUUUGGAACGCCAGCCACGAGACAGCCGGGAGCAGCACCGCCGCCGCCGCUGCGAUAUCGGCGUGGAGCAUCGACUUCGAGAGCAACAGAGGCAACUUCUCCGACCUGAAGUACAGGUACACGAUGGUGGAUGAGGCGAGGCAGCGCUACUUCGUAGACGUGUUGAGAAGCCACAGGAACAAGACCAAGAAGGGGCGUUUCCCGGCAACCAACUAUUCCUACCAUGACUUCGAGUUCCGUUUCUUCACGGGUAAGGGUAGCGGCGGCUCGGAGAUCGGCGAAGCCCAGCCGGUUACCAUCGGCUCGGCGAUGGUCUACGGGGACAGGCUCGCCGCCGACGCCUCCUUCUCCCGGCACGGCGAGGUCGACAUGGAGGAGCUCGGGCUGCUGCCCGUCAGCUACAACAUCCACAUCCGCCAUGUUCCUCCGAAUCUGAACCCGAUGCGUCUCAACCUGACGACCAUGGUCACUAUCGAAGAACGCGUGGUCACGGCGGAGGGCGUGUACGACCCUGCGACGGGCGUCCUGUGCAUGAUCGGCUACCAGGAGCUCGCCGGCAGCGGCUCGACGGACUGCCGGACACUGAUCACCGUGCAGUUCGUCUCGCUGGACGCAAAGGCGCGGGGCCACGGGAGAGGGGUGAUCAGCAGCCUGAGGCCCCGGGCGGACCCUCUCUUCUUCGACAGGAUGGACGUCGUCCUGUUCGGGAUGUACGCCGAGCAGGCCGCCGAGUCGGUCUCCCGGAUGGACAUGGAGAGCGCCAUGCUCGUGGCCUCCGCGACGCUGCCAUGCGUCUUCACGGCCCUGCAGAUCCUCCGCGCCAAGAGGAGCCCCGAGGCGUCCGCGGCCACGUCCAUCACCAUGCUCGUUGUCUUGGCCCUGGGCUACGCCGCCCCGCUCGUGAUCGGCGCCGAGGCCCUGUUCGUGAGCAGGGGAACCGAGUACGCGCCGUUCCUGAGGAGAUUGCCGGGCGAGCUGAGGCAGGCGAUGCUGCGGGCGCCGGCACUGAUCGCAUCGGCCGCCAGCCGGAGCAAGGCCGAGACGGCGGCGGCGGCGGAGAGGAAGGCGCUGAUCUGGGUAUGCCUGCCGCUGUACGUGCUCGGCGGCGCGCUGAUCGUCGCCGUUCACGCGUCAAGCGGGCGCGGCGCGGCGCUGGAGGAGGAUUUCCUCGCCAUACGCGUCGGCCCGGAGCCGGCCACGCUGUGGGAGGACCUCGCGUCGUCCACGGGGAUGGCGCUGGACGGGUUCCUGCUCCCCCAGGUCGCCAUGAACGCGUUCGCGGGCGGCGGGGCGAGCGCCGUCGUCUCGCCGUGGUUCUACGUCGGCGGCACCGUGGUCCGCGCGAUGCCGCAUGUCUACGACGCGAUCAGGGCCCGCGGAUACGUGCCGAGCGCGACGCCGUCGAACGUGUAUAGAGCCCCCGUGACGACCGGUUCGGCGUCACGUGGGACGUCGCCGUGCGUGCGGCGCGACGGUGCUCGCCGUGCUGCUGUUCUUGCAGCAGCGGCUUGGUGGCGUCUUCUUGUUCGGUUCGCGGAGGAGAUCAAGCGAAUAUGA
Messenger RNA from Panicum virgatum (switchgrass), 1617 nucleotides. RefSeq lists its product as uncharacterized. The transcript has 2 exons. The record is from RefSeq and is a predicted model, not a curated record. Gene Ontology annotation, cellular component: intracellular membrane-bounded organelle. NCBI's taxonomy places the organism in Eukaryota, Viridiplantae, Streptophyta, Magnoliopsida, Poales, Poaceae. The coding region runs from base 1 to 1617 and encodes 538 amino acids.